Molecule: messenger RNA, 1720 nt
Organism: Aspergillus homomorphus CBS 101889
Lineage: Eukaryota; Fungi; Ascomycota; Eurotiomycetes; Eurotiales; Aspergillaceae
Product: TBC domain-containing protein
Exons: 3
Coding region: 354-1625 (423 amino acids)
Biological process (GO): endoplasmic reticulum to Golgi vesicle-mediated transport; positive regulation of GTPase activity
Cellular component (GO): endoplasmic reticulum membrane
Molecular function (GO): GTPase activator activity
Source: RefSeq, a predicted model, not a curated record
UCCAGUUUCUCUGGAACCAAUAUUUGUUUCAAUGCUUUGUCAUUCCUGUACUCAAUGGCAUCGGAAUGGACUACAGGGUUCUUUCCUUCGCUCAAAUAUAAACUGCCAACAAGCCUAGCGGCAUGACUUGAGGUUCAAUCGUCAUCUGCAUACAAGUAAUUUUCCAUUCGUCGAUCUUGCCUAGUGCGCAUCCAGGUGGAGUUAUAGAUAACUAGCACAUUGCCGAACGAACCUGUCAGCCCUCCUCCGGUUCUCGUCUUCCUAUACCUUCUUCAUUCUUUGUUAUAUCACAAACGGCACGGCUUGGUCCCAGACGAGGUCGGCUAAGACAUUCGUUGCCUGCCUCGGCAAUAAUGGAUCAGGACCAGCACCCGUUCGACGAAGCGGGAGGCGGCCCGGAACUGGUCAACGAGAAGAAGCAAAAUGAUGUAGUAAAUGAAGGAUCUCUACAUACGACCGAUUCGGUGGAUGAGGCAAAGGAGGCCCGUGCAAUCGAAAAGACGAACGCCAUCCGCCGCGCAUGCGACUUGCGUGACUUCGACGCAUUAGUUUCCUAUGCUAUUUCUGAAGGUGGCUUCUUGAAUGACGAAGUCAGAAGAGUGGCUUGGCCUAUUCUCCUUCAGUGUGAUCGAAGGGAGUCGAGUCACGACUUCUCGGGGUGGGAAGACCUGUCACCCCAUGUAGAUGAGGAGCAGAUUCAGCUGGAUGUCAACCGGUCCUUUGUGUACUAUCCUGACUGUUCUAGUGAAGAGCUUUCGGCGAAAAAGGAUGAGUUGUCACAACUAAUCAAGCGAGUCCUGCGGAAAUAUCCCAUGCUAUGCUACUUCCAAGGGUACCAUGAUAUCGUGCAAGUACUACUACUUGUGCUUGGCAGCCACGAAGCUGCUCCUGCUGUUGCGCAGAUCUCCUUAUUACGGAUCCGCGACUACAUGCUUCCAACUCUCUCUCCUGCAUUAAAACACCUACAACUACUGCCCGCGAUUAUCGAGAGAGCCGACUCUCCGCUACGGCAUCACCUUGCCGAGAUCCAGCCCUUCUUUGCCCUUGCGGCCACUCUGACAUUGUAUGCCCAUGACAUCCAAGAGUAUAGCGACAUUGCCCGCCUGUUCGAUUUUCUGCUCGCCGAAGAACCAGUAGUACCGGUCUAUCUCUUCGCCGCGAUCAUUCUCUCCCGGAAGAAAGAGCUGCUCGAGAUACCCGAAGAGGAGCCAGAGAUGCUGCAUUUCACAUUGUCCAAGCUACCUAAUCCGCUAGACCUCGACGGUCUGAUUCUCUCUGCAGUGCGCCUCUUCAAAGACUAUCCGCCCGAGUCGUUGCCAUAUGGGGCCUGGAACCAGAUACCAUCGUGCAGUGCGCUCAAGUCAUCUCGGGGUCUGGAGCAGACGCAUAGCAAAGAGGAGGCUCUGAAGCUCUUCAGGAAGCAGGUACGGCAGCUGCGCUACGAGGAGUUCAGGGACAAAGCAGUUACUUUCCUGUGGGAUCACAGAAGGACAAUCGGCUCGGUGGCUGUCACCGUCUUCAUCGGGGCGAUGUCGAUCUAUAUAAGAUGCAAGGGGCUCGACAGUACAAUCUGGUCGUAUCUAGGCCGACUGAAAUCGGCCCUGCAAUAUCGCGGCUACCUGUAGUCCUUCGAUACCAUUCCGACCCAUGUGAACAUGUUCCAGAAAAAGAUCAAUGUCUCGAGGGUAUUUAUGUAUUGAGAAGUGCAUUGGCAGACCAC